Pelodiscus sinensis (Chinese soft-shelled turtle) is the source of this 727-nucleotide messenger RNA. The record is from RefSeq and is a predicted model, not a curated record. Lineage: Eukaryota; Metazoa; Chordata; Testudines; Trionychidae.
AUCGACGGCUCGAGCAGCAUCCUACCCGGGGACUUUGCAAAGAUGAAGACGUUUCUCUCUGAGAUCAUGAAGAGUUUCCGUAGCACCGACACGCAGUUCGCGCUCAUGCAGUACUCCAAUAAAUUUAAAGAGCACUUCAACUUCACGGAGUACAGGAGAAAUCGUGACCUCAACGUCCUUGUCCAAGGAAUUGAGAAGAUUCACGGAACAACGCACACGGCCAGCGCCAUCCGGAAAGUGGUGCGGGAGCUGUUCACCUCUGAGAGCGGCGCUCGGGAGGAGGCCACCAAGGUUCUCAUUGUGAUCACAGAUGGGCAGAAAAACGAAGACCCACUUUCUUAUUCAGACGUUAUUCCGGAGGUGGAGAGAGCUGGGAUCAUUCGCUAUGCCGUCGGGGACUGCUCCGUGGCCACCUGUAAGAAGAUCCGGUGCACAAUCACCUCCCUGGAAAUACAGCAGCCACUGGAGUUCAUGAUCAAAGGGAACGUCGGCUUCCAGUGGGUCUCCCAGGUACGAGAGCUGCCUCUGCCUUCCGGCCAGACUCUGCAGCAGAAAGUGACCCUGGUGAGCGAGGCCCGGAUUGAAUACGAGGAGAAAAAAUACACCAAGAUGGAGGGAUUUGUCCAGCGCCAGCCCAGGGAUACAGUGUCAAACACGCAAAUGAACUCCAGUUCUGCAGUCGCUAGCUCUCUAAUUGAGCGGUGAAAUUAAAUCUGUGAUUGAGUGG